Messenger RNA from Setaria italica (foxtail millet), 1633 nucleotides. Its product is annotated as serine--glyoxylate aminotransferase. Bases 160 to 1368 code for a protein of 402 amino acids. The transcript is spliced from 6 exons. The record is from RefSeq and is a predicted model, not a curated record. NCBI's taxonomy places the organism in Eukaryota, Viridiplantae, Streptophyta, Magnoliopsida, Poales, Poaceae. Gene Ontology annotation, cellular component: peroxisome. Gene Ontology annotation, molecular function: L-serine:pyruvate transaminase activity; L-alanine:glyoxylate transaminase activity.
CCACGAAAGGAUCGUCCUUUGGACAUUGGCUCCUAUAUAGGCGUCGUCAUCCCAAUCCCCCUCCCCCCAGCCUCCCGUAUUUCACAUACGUGCGCGGCUCCUUUUCCUCCUCCCUGCGGUCUGCGAGCAAGCCACAGCAGAACAGCACAGCAAACAAAGAUGGCGGACUACGUGUACGGCCCUGGGCGGACCCACCUGUUCGUCCCGGGCCCGGUGAACAUCCCGGACCCCGUCAUCCGCGCCAUGAACCGCCAGAACGAGGACUACCGCUCGCCGGCCGUGCCCGUCCUCACCAAGAUCCUCCUCGAGGACGUAAAAAAGAUCUUCAAGACCACCACCGGCACCCCCUUCAUCAUCCCGACCACCGGGACGGGCGCGUGGGAGAGUGCGCUGACGAACACGCUGUCACCGGGUGACCGCAUCGUGUCGUUCCUGAUCGGCCAGUUCAGCCUGCUAUGGAUCGACCAGCAGCAGCGCCUGGGCUUCAACGUGGACGUGGUGGAGAGCGACUGGGGCCGGGGCGCCGACCUCGACGUCCUCGAGGCCAAGCUCCGCCAGGACACGGCCCACACCAUCAAGGCCAUCGCCAUCGUCCACAACGAGACCGCCACCGGCGUCACCAACGACCUCGCCACCGUCCGCAAGCUCCUCGACACGUACCGGCACCCGGCGCUGAUUCUGGUGGACGGCGUGUCGUCCAUCUGCGCGCUGGACUUCCGCAUGGACGAGUGGGGCGUGGACGUGGCGCUGACGGGGUCGCAGAAGGCGCUGUCGAUGCCGACGGGGCUGGGCAUCGUGUGCGCCAGCCCCAAGGCGCUGGAGGCGAGCAAGACGGCCAAGUCCGUGCGCGUCUUCUUCGACUGGAACGACUACCUCAAGUCCUACAAGAUUGGCUCCUACUGGCCCUACACGCCCUCCAUCCAGCUCCUCUACGGCCUGCGCGCCGCGCUCGACCUCCUCUUCUUGGAAGGCCUCGACAACGUCUUCAAGAGGCACAAACGCCUCGGCACCGCCACCAGGCUGGCAGUGGAGGCGUGGGGGCUCAAGAACUGCACCCAGAAGGAGGAGUGGUUCAGCGACACGGUCACCGCCGUCGUCGUGCCGCCCUAUAUCGACAGCGGCGAGAUCGUCAAGCACGCCUGGAAGCGGUACAACCUCAGCCUCGGGCUCGGCCUCAACAAGGUCGCCGGGAAGGUGUUCAGGAUUGGCCAUCUCGGCAACCUCAACGAGCUGCAACUGCUGGGGUGCCUGAGCGGGGUGGAGAUGGUGCUCAAGGACGUGGGCUACCCGGUGAAGCUCGGCAGCGGCGUGGCGGCCGCGGCGGCGUACCUGUCGAAUUCCACGCCUCUGAUCCCGUCCAGGAUCUGAGCUCCGCGCACCGACACGACAGUCACACAAGGCAAAGCAAGGCCAGCGACGGCCAGAACAAACGGAACCGGGCAGCUCUGUCUGCCUCUGCCGCCUGGCACUGGCAGAGCAGCCGCGUGCAGUAACUAUUGGCUAUACUCUCUGUGUAUGUAAAGUUAGUUUUCACACUCGGCUGUGCUAAGGAGUAUAACUUUGUGAACUGCAGCUUUUAAUUAAGGAACUGUCUGCGUGUAACUCGGGUAUUUCCAAACAUAGUUCUCACAAA